GCCUGGCUGCGGCCGCGGGAGCACAGACUCGCGGCGCGGGGCUGGUCGCGCACUCCGCACCUUCAGGCUCCGCGUGCGGCUUGCUCGGGACCCAUGUGCUCGGGACGGAGCUGUAAGGAGCAGAAAACCCGUUCCGGGUGAACCCGGGCCGUCCCGGAAAUGCGAUGGCCGUGGAGCGGGCACCGGAGUCCGGACUGAGGUUGAGUUUCAAAUCAGCUUAGAUAUAAAGUGUUCUGGAUGUCGACAGUGAAAAUGGCAUACUCCAGGUCAACAUUCUGUCAGCCAAAGGCAUGACAGUUCGGGAACACGUGGACUUGUUGCGUAUAGAAAUGUGCGCACAGAAAAAGAAACUCUCUGGUUCUCUAGAUGAAGGAAGGUGUCCAAAAUGGGCACAUUCUGCUCAGUAAUCAAGUUUGAAAAUCUUCAGGAAUUAAAGAGACUGUGUCACUGGGGUCCCAUAAUAGCCCUUGGUGUUAUAGCGAUAUGUUCUACAAUGGCCAUGAUCGACUCUGUGUUGUGGUAUUGGCCCUUACAUACAACAGGAGGCAGUGUGAACUUCAUCAUGUUGAUAAAUUGGACUGUCAUGAUUGUCUACAAUUAUUUCAAUGCCAUGUUUACUGGCCCUGGCUUUGUCCCUCGGGGAUGGAAACCGGAAAAUCCUCAGGAUAGCAUGUAUCUCCAGUAUUGUAAAGUCUGCCAAGCAUACAAGGCACCACGUUCACACCAUUGCAGGAAGUGUAACAGAUGCAUAAUGAAGAUGGAUCACCACUGUCCCUGGAUCAACAACUGCUGUGGUCACCAGAACCAUGCUUCGUUCACGCUGUUCCUCCUGCUAGUGCCUCUGGGCUGCAUUCAUGCUGCUUUUAUUUUUGUGAUGACUAUGUACACCCAGCUUUAUAAUCGGCUCUCCUUUGGGUGGAACACCGUCAAGAUUGACAUGAGUGCAGCCCGGAGAGAUCCUCUCCCAAUCAUUCCAUUCGGAUUGGCUGCAUUUGCUGCAACCUUGUUUGCCUUGGGAUUAGCACUGGGGACAACCAUAGCUGUUGGGAUGUUGUUUUUCAUACAGAUAAAAAUUAUUCUCAGAAACAAAACUUCCAUUGAAUCAUGGAUUGAAGAGAAGGCUAAAGAUCGAAUUCAAUAUUACCAACUAGAUGAAGUCUUCGUUUUUCCUUAUGAUUUGGGAAGUAAAUGGAAGAAUUUUAAGCAGGUAUUUACAUGGUCAGGAGUCCCUGAAGGAGAUGGACUGGAGUGGCCAACAAGAAAAGACUGCCACCCAUAUAGCCUAACAAGAGAACAGUUGAAACAAAAGGCAGACAAGAGAGUCAGAAGUGUUCGCUAUAAAGUCAUAGAAGACUAUAGUGGUGCCUGUUGUCCUCUGAAUAGAGGAAUUAAAACCUUCUUCACAAGCCCCUGCACAGAGGAGCCUCGGAUACAGCUGCAGAAAGGGGAGCUCAUUUUAGCAACAAGAGGGUUACGAUACUGGUUGUAUGGAGACAAAAUUCUCGAUGAUUCCUUCGUAGAAGCAGAGAAACAACCAGAGGAGGAGGAAGCCUGCAUCCGGGCAUCUCUGCAAAGAGGCAGCCAAGCAAGUCCCUGGUUGCAGCAGUGUGCUGUUCGUGCUGGGCCCAGCCAACGGCUCCCUUGACAUGCAUGCUAUGAGGGGAUGAGCUGGAGGGAAACUAUCCAGGCUGUGCACAUGUAAGUGGGGUCUGUGGAGAGACAGCCAGGAUCCGGCAGGCUGUGAAGACAGAAGUCUGGCACAUGAAUUUGAAGCUGUGAUUCUUUGUUGGCACCCAGAGCUACUGCAUGAGAAGCAUAGCCAUGCCACUGCCUUGUGAGCCAGUGUCUUCUGGCAGGCAUGCCGAGAAAAAGACCUCCACACUUGCCUAGAGCCUUGGCACAGAAAGCCUUGCACAUGGAAAGAACCAGUUCCAAAAACCAGAGUUGUAAUUGAUGAGGGGUGGAGGGGAGUUACCUCAGAACUGGGGAUUCCACCGGGAAGUGAGCUUCCCCACAGAAAUGGCUCUCAUCAGGAAGAAAACACUGACUGAAUUGUUUGAAAUUUUGAGACUAGAAGCCCCGCCCCUUCCUGCAUAGACUGCCACUAUAAAAGAGGAACUGUUAGCCAAGGCUGUAGUGCCUUGUUUCAGUCUAUUUACUUUUAUUAUUUUAUGUUUGGGUUUAUCUCUACUUUAUUGUUCCGUUGUGUCUGUCAGGUGUGUCUUGUCUGAAUAGGAUUUGCUGGUGCUUUCUUUCUAUGCAUCUACUCCUCAGUGUCCCUGCUGUUUCUCUAACGCUAGAGGAAGCACUUCCGUCUCACUUCCGUUUUCCUCCUUCCCUCCCUUCCUCCCCUCCAUUCCCUUCUCCUUUCCCUCCUUACUAGCACUCUUAAUCUAAAAACCAGAAGCCUCGUUUUCUCCAUGCAGAACCCCAAUGCUGCUGACUCAGGCCCCAUCAGGGACACAAUUGAAUUCAACAUGUGUCUUCCCAGUGUAGAUCCUCUCCAGCACUACCAUCUUUAUAGCUGUUACUGAAGUGAAGACCCUAACUGGGAAAACUCACAGAGGCAAAGGGAAAAUAAAGGGCACAUUAGUCCCAACAGAUGCAAAAACAAAUACAAUUUCAAAAACGUCAGACAACUGUCCCAUUAGGACACCUGCCCAAGCUUACAACUUCUCCAUACCAGAAACCAAAUCUAAGGAACUAGCUGAAAGACUGGGGAAGGAUUUCAGAGUUCUGCUUCCUUAAAGGAUCACUGACCUCGUGAAGACUCAACAGAGGAGGUGAAGGCUAUCAAGCAGCCAACUCAGAACCUACACAAGAAAGUUACUCGAUGGACAGUCGGUCAUUUGGUAGAGAAAUUUAAAAGUGCAGGAAAAAUUCAGUACUUCCAGAAUAAGAGGGUGGUUCCCUAGAAACUGUGUGGAAAAGUGUCCCUGUGAUGGCGAAUCAGAUCCAGCCCCAGAGGGUGAGAAGAAGAACAGAUAGCCACUGUUACAAUGAAAUCAUUAAAUCUUCAUUACUUGAAAAUCACACAUUACCCAAGAAUUAUGCAACAAGCCUACUCUGCUUAAGGUCUCCUUUUCCUCAAAGAUGCUCCAGUGCCAUGAUUUAAGGAGUGUGAUUACCAUGUGAAACAGAAGCCAUUCUGCAUAUGCCUUUGAAGGAAAGGCGUUCCAGCCAAGUGAGCAGAUUGCACUUUCUCUAGGGUUUCUGUGUGCAGCACACCUGACCUCACCUGCAGAUCUAGUUCCCCCUUGGCCAGGAGUAUCUGCGUGUGGUUAUUCUGUUUCUUCCUCAGUUGACAUUUCUUCAUAAUCUAGAGACUAUAAUACUUGUCAGGUUCAAUAUAAACUCAAAUUUUGUUACUUUUAAUAAUGCAGAUUUUGUCAAAUCCAAUGAAGGUCAAUGGGUGUUAUAUAAAAAUUAAAGUUUUCACUCAAAAGUA
Molecule: messenger RNA, 3448 nt
Organism: Cricetulus griseus (Chinese hamster)
Lineage: Eukaryota; Metazoa; Chordata; Mammalia; Rodentia; Cricetidae
Source: RefSeq, a predicted model, not a curated record